Messenger RNA from Paramecium tetraurelia, 2901 nucleotides. RefSeq lists its product as uncharacterized. Gene Ontology annotation, molecular function: GTPase activity; translation initiation factor activity; GTP binding. The record is from RefSeq and is a predicted model, not a curated record. Lineage: Eukaryota; Ciliophora; Oligohymenophorea; Peniculida; Parameciidae. The transcript is spliced from 4 exons.
AUGUCGAAAUUUUUACAAGAAGAAUCAGAAGGAUCAGAUCAAGAACCUUAAAAUGAAGGCUCUAAGUUCUUGUAAGUAGAAGAAGAAAAUGAAGCAGAAGAAUAAGUGGCUCUAAAGGAUGAGGGACCUAAAAAUACAAAAAAAGAAACAAAAAAAAAUAAAAAUAAAAAGAAUGAUUCAGAUGAUGAAUUAGAUAAAAUACUAGCAUCUAAGGCACCCUAAGAAUAAGAAUUGGAUGAAGAAGCAAAAAAGAAAGCUGAAAAAAAGAAGGAAAAAAAAGCAAAAUAGGCAGAAAAGAAGAAAAAUGUGCCAGAACAAUAGCCAUAAUAAUAAUAAGCAUAGGUCCCCGAAAAAAAACCAGAGAAACCAGGAAAAAAGCUAAAUGCUGCAGCUUAGAAAGCACUUGAGAUGCAAAAAAUAAAGGAAGAAGAAUAAAGAAAAAUAAGGGAAGAAGAAGAAAGAUUAAGGAAAUUAGAAGAAGAAAGAAUAAGAAUUGAAUAGGAGGAAGAGGAACGCAGAAAGUAAGAAGAGGAAAAGAGAAGGUAAGACAAGUAAAAGAAAAAAGAUGAGUUAUUGAAGAAGGGGGAAUAUAAAACAAAAAAACAACUUGAAGAGGAGGAGAAGCUUAAAUUCAUGAGAGAAUAAUUAGGAAUUAAAGUAGAUGAUGCUGGUAAUAAAUCGAACAUUGUGAAAAAGAAAAAAAAACAACCAGGCCAGCAGAAUCAAUAAGUAGAAGCAACAGUAUAAAAACCAGAAGAAACUGUACAACCUGAAUAAAAAGUAGAAUAAAAGCAGCCUGAAAAAUAAUAAUAAGCAGCAGAAAUAAAAUAAUAACCUUAGAAAUAAUAAUAAUAAUAAUAAUAAUAAUAAUAAUAAUAAUAAAAAGUAAAAGAGGAAGUGACCAUAAAAUAAAAUGAAGUUGAGGAUAUCGAAAGUUGGGAACAAUUUGUUGAGGAAGGAGAAGCGGAAUAACUAUAACAGGAGAAAGAUAAAUAAGAAAAACAACAAGUAGAAGAUUAAAAAAGAUAAUAAGAAUAAUAAAUAUUACAAUAAUCUUAUUCUUCAACAAUAAAGAAAGAAAUUUUAGAUUUAUACAAACCUGUAGGUGAAUUAAGAUCUCCUAUUUGUUGUAUUUUAGGACAUGUUGAUACAGGUAAGACAACUCUUUUAGACAAGAUUAGAAAUACUAAUGUUUAAGAGGGUGAAGCAGGAGGUAUUACAUAAUAAAUUGGUGCUACCUUCUUUCCAGCCAAGAAAUUGAAAGAGGAGCUAAUAAAAACUUAAUAGUUCUAUCCAGUUGAUUGCAAUAUCCCUGGAUUAUUAAUUAUUGAUACACCUGGGCAUGAAUCAUUUUCCAACCUAAGAACUAGAGGAUCAUCUUUGUGUGAUUUAGCUAUUUUAGUUAUUGAUUUAAUGCAUGGAUUAGAAAAUUAAACAUUGGAAUCCUUAGAACUAUUAAAGUUGAGAAAAACUCCAUUUAUUAUUGCAUUGAACAAAAUAGAUAGAUGUGUUGAAUGGAAAAAUAAGAAAAAUGCCUCCUCAUAUUAUCAAUUAUAAAAUCAAACUAAAAACUGUAAAAUGGAUUAUGAUACAAAAAGACAAUAGGUGAUUACUUAACUAGCAGAGAAAGGAUUCAAUGUUGCCUUUUUUUGGGAGAAUGAAGAUCCUAAAACUUACAUUUCAGUCGUCCCUACAUCUGGAUUCACUGGAGAAGGUAUUCCUGAUUUGUUGUCCGUAAUCGUGAAAUACACAUCAGUGUAUAUGAAGAAUAAAAUUAAAGUUAAGGAAUAAUUCAAUUGUACUGUGUUAGAGAAGAAAGUUACAGAGGGACAUGGUACUACAAUAGAUUGCCUAUUGAUUGAUGGUCAAAUAAAAAAGGAUGACAAAAUUAUAUUAGCAGGUUUCCAAGGCCCCAUAGUAACUAAGGUGAGAGCUCUUUUAACUCCUCAUCCAAUGAAAGAAAUGAGAGUUAAAGGCGAGUAUAUUCAUCAUGAUAUUAUAUAUGCAUCUAUGGGUCUAAAAAUAUCUGCAGUAGGUUUAGAGGAAGCUAUGGCAGGAUCUCAGAUGUAUUUGGCUAAUUCCUAAGAAGAUAUCGAUAGAGCAACCGAAAUAAUUAAUAAUGAGAUGGAGGAGGUCAAAAAAUACAUAAAACUAUAAAAUUAAGGAGUGGGAGUUGCAGCAUCUACUUUGGGUUCAUUAGAAGCUCUUCUACAAUAUUUGAAUAGUUAAGACAUUCCUGUUUCAUAUGUUAGCGUUGGGCCAGUAUCAAAAGAUGAUGUAAUGAAAGCCUUGAAAAAUGUGCUGUUGGAAGAUGUAAAUAGAAGAAAGAAAGAAUAUGCUUGUAUGUUGGUUUUCGAUGUAAAAAUAUUGCCUGAUGCUUAGAAGUUUGCUGAGGAAAAUUAAAUCAAGAUUUUUGAAGCAAACAUCAUUUAUCAUUUAUUUACUAAGUUUACUGAGUUUAUUAAGUAAGUCAAAGAAGAAAGAAAGAAAAAGGAAGCUGCUGAUGUUGUAUUUCCCUCAUUAUUAAAGAUAGUUCGUAUUAUCAAUACAAAGGAGCCAUUAAUUUUAGGUGUUGAAGUUGAAUAAGGAAUAUUAAAAACAGGAACACCUUUAUGCAUUUAUGAUUAAAAUAGUAACAAAAAUAAAAUUGGAAUUGUGGAGACUAUUGAAUUAAAUCAUAAGAGUUUGAAAGAAGCCAGAGCUACCACAGGAGCAGUUGCCUUAAGAAUUGGAACAAAUUAAGCUAUAUAGGCUGGAAAGCAAAUCACUUUAGAAACAAAACUAGCAAGUUUGAUUACAAGAAGAGCUAUUGAUAUAUUAAAAGAACAUUACAGAGAAGACUUAACUUUGGAUGACUGGUAGUUAGUAAAAGACUUAAAGUUAUUUUUAAACAUUGUUUGA